AUGUCGAGCUAUCGUUCUCAGUUUCCUAGCGAGAUCCAGUUCGCUUCCAGCACGGAUGAGACAACUGCCUCGGUCAAUGAUCAAACCUUUAUGGGUACAGUGAACGGCAUUCAACGCGAUACGAACAUCAACCUCCCUGUCAAUUCUUGGCAGGUUGACGAUACCGGGACCACCAGUCCGGCAGGGCCGGCCACCCUGACUACAUACGCACUCAAAUCAACAACCCCUGUCUCGUCUUCCUCGUCUUGGCCUUUAAGUCAGCUCAUCAAGCCAUUCAGAUUUCCACCAGAUCUGAAGACUGAAGAUAAUAGUAAGCAGGCGUUUCAAAUGAGCAAUCCACGAGCUUGGGCGACUUCAGGACUCCUUUCUCCAACACUCCCAAAGCUGGAGAAUGGGUCUCGCUUCGGCGAGGAAGUGGGAGGGAUACUUGACACGCCUGUGAAAGUUAUGCUAGGGCCUAAAAAGCAGAUAACUACCUAUAGCACAGCCGUGAAGGGCUGCCAGCUCUGCGAAAAAGUGCCUCAAGAGAUUUUCGACCAGCUCUUGCACAACGAGAGUGCAAUCUCCAAGGCAUACAAGGAGUAUAACAGGAAUGGUAGCCCAUCCAACAAUGCCGACGAGCUCACUUCGGAGGGGUAUCCUUUUCGUGUAACUGCUACUUUUGAUCAGCAUUCUGCGAACACUCUGAUAUCGCAUCAUGCAGACAAAACCCCCGCGCAUGACUACCCAAUCCAUGCGGCUACCACGGUGGACAAUAAGCAUGCUCGAGACUGGCUUGGUUCUGACUUCACUCCUGCUAUCAACCCUAGCCAUGGCUCAGCUGCUACCGAGUCUUUGAAGAAGAAGCGAAACCACAAACCUCGAUACGAGCAAGCGACAUAUGACAAGCUUAGUGAAGCCCCGUCUCCGAAUUUAGAUUUUCCCAACGGUAAUAUCACAGCGGCUGAGCUUUUAGCCUUCCUUCCACAUUGGCUUAAAUCUUGGGAUGUCAUUGAACGGUUCGUGAGCAACGGCGGCACCAGCUGCACAAUGGCGCACAUGAUCAACAGCUUCCGAGAGGCUCACAAGGGAGAUCUCGUACCGAAUACCAUUUUUCGUAUGAUGAAAAAUGCAAUUGUUAAGCGCGCUGGUGACCGCUGGAAUGAGUGGUCUGUCGGGCGCCACAUUACGGCAAACGACUGGGAUAGUGCGAAUCUUAGCACGGGAGGCUUUAGACCACCACGCAUCACGCAUCCUCGACAUGGUUCUGGGUGCGAUAAAAUGAACGCGCCGCCGAAGGCUGUCCCAUUUCGAAAGCUUGCCAAGGGCCUCAAAUACAUGCCUGCAGGAUAUGAUGCCCUCGACCUGACACGCUGUGUUGAGCAUCACGCCAAUCAUCCUGAGGAGGUUUGGUACUUCCCGAAUGAUUACGAGCAACUUUUGGACUAUAUCGGUGGACCACUGAAAGUGCAUCCUGAGAAUUACGACUCAGCUGCCUUCAACAGAUGGGAGAACGAACGACUGUUACGCAAACCAUCGGGGAGCCGCCUGCCUGCUCAGAAAGUAGGAGUAUCGGCUUGGAAAAAGAAGCGGCAUAUCCGAGAUAUUGAGGGGGAAACCGCCAAGAAGGGACAAGAAGAUGGGGCUGAUGAACGCAGAAUGGUUGAAGACCACGCUAGGACUAGAGCUAACGCUUGCGCACAGCAUUAUCAGUUUAUGGUGGAAUCCCCUUGCCCAGGAAACCAUUUUGAGCCCCACGCAGCGAAGAUGGCGCGUCUUGAUAGUCCAACUACAAUUACAACAGCUCCAGUAUUAUACCUUGGCCAAGAUGCGAUCCCAACCGCUUCCUCUUCCAACGCAACCGAGCAGUUCCCUAACUUCACCGGGAUAGUAAACAAUGUCGACUACUCCCAAUAUUAA
Molecule: messenger RNA, 1899 nt
Organism: Lindgomyces ingoldianus
Lineage: Eukaryota; Fungi; Ascomycota; Dothideomycetes; Pleosporales; Lindgomycetaceae
Exons: 2
Coding region: 1-1899 (632 amino acids)
Source: RefSeq, a predicted model, not a curated record